Molecule: messenger RNA, 3092 nt
Organism: Oryzias latipes (Japanese medaka)
Lineage: Eukaryota; Metazoa; Chordata; Actinopteri; Beloniformes; Adrianichthyidae
Gene: prkcda
Product: protein kinase C, delta a
Biological process (GO): protein phosphorylation
Molecular function (GO): diacylglycerol-dependent serine/threonine kinase activity; ATP binding
Source: RefSeq, a predicted model, not a curated record
AGAAACGUCAUCCUGAAAGCGAAACAGGCUUUGCUCCACAAAGGAACCUUUCAGUCAGGUCAAAUGCGGCCAGCGCAGGGCCAACAGUGGGCACAGCAACGCCCCGAGCGCUAGCUGCUGCUGCGUGCGUGCGAGCGUGCGUGCGUGUGAGCGCGCGCCAGGUAAACGUCACAGCUCCGUGCGAGCGAGAGCCCGCCACACUUCCUCAAACGACGGAAUCGGAGCGUAAAACGGCAGCGAGCGGGGAGAAGACUCAGAAGUUGGUUCGGGCCGCCGCUCCGCGGAUCGAGGUGAGGUGAUCCUUGGACCUGUCACAAUGGCUCCUUUCUUGAGGAUCGCCUUUAACUCGUACGACUUGGGUAUUCUGCCUCCCUCGGCGGAUAAGCCCUUCUGUGCGAUCAAGAUAAAAGAAGCUCUAACAACUGAUCGAGGCAAGACGUUGAUUCAGAAAAAGCCCACCAUGUAUCCAGCCUGGAAGGCCUGCUUUGAUGCUCACAUAUACGAAGGUCGGGUGCUGGAGCUGCUCCUGAUGAGGACAGCGGACGAGGCGCUGGCCGAGGUCUCCGUGGGCGUGUCUGUCCUCGCUGAGCGCUGCAAAAAAGCGAAUGGACGGGCUGAAUUCUGGGUGGAUCUUCAACCCUCUGGAAAAGUCAUGAUGGCAGUGCAAUAUUUCCUGGAGGAUGUAGAUGCAGAGAGUAAGCAAGCUGUGAAGGAGGAAGAAGCUCCAACUCUGAACCGCAGACGAGGGGCCAUCAAGCAGGCCAAGAUCCACUUCAUCAAGAACCACGAGUUUAUCGCCACGUUCUUCCGACAGCCCACUUUCUGCUCUGUGUGCAGAGAAUUUGUGUGGGGACUCAACAAACAAGGCUAUAAAUGCAGACAAUGCAAUGCAGCCAUCCACAAGAAAUGCAUAGACAAAAUCAUAGGCAGAUGUACCGGGACGGCUACCAACAGUCGGGAUACUGUGUUCCAAAAGGAGCGUUUUAAAAUUGACAUGCCGCACCGUUUCAAAACCAACAAUUACAUGAGCCCCACCUUCUGUGACCACUGUGGGAGCCUGCUGUGGGGUCUGGUCAAACAAGGCCUGAAGUGUGAAGACUGCGCAAUGAAUGUCCACCAUAAGUGUCAAAAGAAAGUUGCAAACCUUUGUGGUAUAAACCAGAAGUUACUAGCUGAAGCGCUAACACAAGUCAGUCAGAAAUCCUCCACUCGCCGCUCCGACCCCAACCUUCCUCCUAUGCCUGAUAUUGGAAUUUACGAUGAAGUAAACAAGCUUGCUGGACUUGAGCUCAAUGAUGCGUCUCCCUACGGCAGACUGUGGGAAGGAUGCAGCCCACGGCCACAAUCUCGCAUAACCCACCUGACCCGCAUCAACGUGGACAACUUCAUCUUCCACAAAGUGUUGGGAAAAGGCAGCUUCGGAAAGGUCCUUCUAGCAGAGUUGAAGGGCAGUGGGGAAUAUUUUGCAGUGAAAGCUCUGAAGAAGGAGGUGGUGCUGAUGGAUGAUGAUGUAGAGUGCACCAUGGUGGAGAAGAGGGUCUUGGCUUUGGCCUGGGAAAACCCCUUCCUCACACACCUUUACUCCACGUUCCAGACAAAGGAACAUCUGUUUUUUGUCAUGGAGUACCUAAACGGAGGUGACCUGAUGUUUCAUAUUCAGGAAAAAGGACGUUUUGACCUCAACAGAGCCACGUUCUACUCGGCUGAGAUCGUCUGCGGUCUGGAGUUCUUGCAUUCUAAAGGGAUCAUCUACAGAGAUCUAAAGUUAGACAAUGUGAUGCUGAAUCAUGAGGGUCACAUCAAAAUUGCUGACUUUGGCAUGUGUAAGGAGGACGUGUUUGGUGAUAAUCGUGCCACAACUUUCUGUGGAACUCCUGACUACAUCGCCCCAGAGAUUCUGCUGGGACAGAAGUACUCAUUCUCAGUGGACUGGUGGUCCUUCGGGGUGUUGCUGUAUGAGAUGCUGGUGGGUCAGUCACCGUUCCAUGGAGACGACGAGGACGAGCUGUUUGAGUCCAUCCGCAUGGACACGCCCCACUACCCCCGCUGGAUAAACAAGGAGGCCAAAGACCUGCUUGAGCAGUUGUUUGACAGAGAGCCCACACACAGACUAGGAGUUGUGGGAAACAUUCGGCAACACUCCUUCUUCAAAACCAUCAACUGGCAAGCCUUGGAAAGGAGAGAGGUUGAACCCCCUUUCAAGCCCAAAGUGAAAGCCCCGAACGACUGCAGCAACUUUGAUCGGGAAUUCCUGAGUGAGAAGCCGCGCCUGUCUCAAAGCGACAAGAACUUUAUAGACUCCAUGGAUCAGUCUGCGUUUUCCGGAUUCUCCUUCAUAAACCCCAAAAUGGAGCGCCUUUUAGAAAACUGAGAGGCUGCAGCAGCAGUCUGAAAACGAGACUUCAGUGCUAUUUAUGGAGCAGCGAAUUGAUGAUCUGCCAUCAGUAUUUGUGUGACACAAUUUCAAACGUAGUUUUGUCUUUGGGUACGUAGUAAAUAUGCUGUAUAGUUUGAUUGUAUUGUGUUUUUAGCAUGCGUCAAUAGUCAGGGCUUUUGUUAGUAUUAAUAUUAAAGUGAUAGAUUUGAAUUCUUAAAUUUCACGCAACAUGGGGUGUUGCCUUUAAAUGGAUUUGAACCCCCCAGGGGGAGAUAGAAAGUUAUGUAAUACAGAGACUUUUAUGAUGUAAAUGAGGCAUCAGAUCAGCAUGUAUAUGAGCAACAAAAUGCCAGUUGUCAAAAUACAAACAAAUGAAUGUUGUAGUAUCUCUUCUUGCUUUGUAGGUCUGAUAUUUCAGAAUCAGCAGAGCUGUGACUGUCAGAAGUAGUCGGUUGUACAGUUGGCAAAAUGUAAAUAUUAAAUACAAACAACCAGGCUUUUUUUUUUUCAUUUGAACAGGAAAUUGUUUGGGGAGAAUGAUGUGCAGCCAUAGGUACAAAGUAAUGUCACAUAGGCCUACUUUGUGAUUAGAGUAUCAAUCUUUUUAGAAACAAUACAAGUAUAUAUUGUUGUGAAGUGCAUGUUGACAUAUGUAUUUUUAUUUUGUUUUAAUUAUUAUUUCCAUACUCUCUGAUUAAAUAUUGUCAACUCAUGA